This is a messenger RNA of Planococcus citri (citrus mealybug), 2203 nucleotides long. RefSeq names its product putative fatty acyl-CoA reductase CG5065. Gene Ontology annotation, molecular function: alcohol-forming very long-chain fatty acyl-CoA reductase (NADP+) activity. The record is from RefSeq and is a predicted model, not a curated record. Gene Ontology annotation, biological process: long-chain fatty-acyl-CoA metabolic process. Bases 403 to 2022 code for a protein of 539 amino acids. NCBI's taxonomy places the organism in Eukaryota, Metazoa, Arthropoda, Insecta, Hemiptera, Pseudococcidae. Gene Ontology annotation, cellular component: peroxisome. The transcript has 8 exons.
CGGAUAUCAAUCAGUAGUGAAGAAGGCUAUAAAACAAUAAGAACGAAGAAACUCUCUUCACCACCUUUUCGUACUACUCGCGUUGUCCUUUCUUCGUCGAGGUUCGAGUAUAGGAGGUAGUUCUUCGACCAAUGAUUUUCAUUAUGUGAGCAACCUUAUCAAAUUACAUUCGGUAGUCCUUUUUUGCCGCCGUGCCGCCGUUUUUACCAAUUUACGAUUUUGUUAAUUGACAAAUUUCGAUCGUGGAGAGAGUGUUCUUUCUAUCAACUCGAAUAUUUUCAUGUUUUAUUCGUAGUUAUUAUUUUUCGCGGGAUAAACACCGAAAAUGGUUGAUUUCGAGUAAUUUCCAGUCCAAACUUGAUUCGUAAUGGAAAUUCGAACAAAACUGAAAAAUAAAUUAAAAUGAACGACAAUAAUCGUAGAUACAGAGACAUUAAUUGGAACACGUCAUGGAAUUAUUGCAACAACAACAACAACAACAACAACAACAAUAAUAAUAAUAAUAAUAAUAAUAAUUUAUCGGCCAUAAACAACAAUAUUUUACUCUCAGUCAACGAGCAAAGUGAAAUAAUUCGAUUCUACGAUGAAGAAAAAGUUCUCAUCACUGGAGGUACUGGAUUCAUCGGUAAAGCUUUGACUGAAAAAUUGCUCAGAACUUGCGUCACCGUAUCCACCAUAUAUUUAUUAAUAAGGCCGAAGAAAGGUCAAAGCUGCGAAGAAAGAUGUAAUGAUUUGCUACAAAAUCCUGUCUUUGAUCGUAUUCGAGCCGAAGAAUGUUACAAAAAAAUACUUUCAAAGGUCGUUUGCAUCGCUGGAGAUGUAACAGAACCAGAUUUAGGAAUAUCCGAAGAAAAUAAAAAUAAGCUUUUGCAAGAAGUGACGAUAGUUUUUCAUUCCGCAGCUACCGUCAAGUUCAAUGAAAGUUUGGAUACUGCCGUAACGCUCAAUACAUUAGGCACUCAAAGGGUGUUACUGUUUUGUAAACAAAUGAAAAAUUUAAAAGCUUUAAUUCAUGUUUCUACCGCUUACUCGAAUGCUGACAAAGAAGAAAUUUUAGAAACAGUUUAUCCAAUUCCAGCGAAUAUUUUUGGUGAAAUUAAACCUAACGAAAUGUUAUCAGAAGAAUUACUAAAAAAAAUUGGCCGUAAAUUACAAAGAAAACAUCCCAAUACUUACACAGUUACCAAAGCUAUGGCUGAAUGGGUCGUUGCAGAAUAUUCAGAUGAUAUCGCCGUUGCCAUUGUUAGGCCAAGUAUAGUGACAGCUGCUUGGCGAGAACCGUUCGAAGGAUGGGUCGACAACGUCAGCGGUAUUACUGGUAUAUUGAUGGAAAUUGGCCGAGGAACUAUACGCAGUAUUCUAGGUGAUCAACGAUUAGUUGUGGACAUAAUACCAGUAGACUUUGUAAUAAAUACUUUAGUCUCUGCUGCCUGGCAUACUGCUACUUUCAGGACAAAUGCGAUAAAAGUUUACAACUGUACGUCAGGUACAUUGAAUCCUCUAAGUUGGGAAGAACUAGGUGCUUUGACUCAACGCCAUUCGUUAACGGCGCCAUCAAAAUAUAUCCAGUGGUAUCCAGGAUUCACAUAUCAUACAAAUCGUUUCAUACAUUUACUCAGUGAAAUGAUGUUUCAAUUUUUUCCUGCUUUCUUAUUGGAUGCAGUUUUACGCUUAAGUGGGUCUAAACCGAUGAUGUUGAAAAUUUACCAUAGAUCUAAAUUAGCUGCCAAAAUGGGCGAAUUUUUUUCUCUCCAUCAAUGGAAUUUCGCCAAUGAAAAUGUGAAAAUUCUUCAAAAUGAAAUGCUCAGCGUUAUAGAUCAAGAUAUUUUCAACGUCGAUAUCUCAACUUUAAACUGGGAUGUGUAUAUUAAAAACUAUGUCCUUGGUGUUCGUAAAUACGUGCUCAAAGAUCCUGUAGAAACAAUACCAAGUGCCAAGAAAAAAUUACAAAGAUUGUACUGGGCGCAUAAAAUUUUGCAAAUCAUGACAGGAAUUGUUCUUCUGAAACUUCUAAGAAAUUAAUUUUUUAAUUUCACUAUGAUUUUCAAUACAUACUGUUACAGAGGUAUUUGUAAUUAUUUUUAUUUAUUUUACGUAUCUAACCAAUACGAAAAAUGAAAAUUAAUUUAGAAUCAAAAUUCAUUUAAAUGCUCACUUAUACGUGUAAGUAUUGUAAUAAUUCACCUGUUGCAUUUACAAAUAA